This is a messenger RNA of Schizosaccharomyces octosporus yFS286, 570 nucleotides long. Its product is annotated as ER membrane protein complex subunit 4. Lineage: Eukaryota; Fungi; Ascomycota; Schizosaccharomycetes; Schizosaccharomycetales; Schizosaccharomycetaceae. The transcript has a single exon. Gene Ontology annotation, biological process: protein folding in endoplasmic reticulum. Bases 1 to 570 code for a protein of 189 amino acids. The record is from RefSeq and is a predicted model, not a curated record. Gene Ontology annotation, cellular component: EMC complex.
AUGGAUAUCAACGACGAAACAGACUGGUAUCCAGUGCUCAGUUCUUCCCUUAAAAAGACUUCUAAAGGAAACACAGACACUUCUGAAAAGUACCCAUCUCCCAGAGGAUUUCAAGAAAAUUCCGCUUCUUUCCGAAAGGCGAAUAAAGAACAGUCUUCUUUCGAUGUAUCCGUCGACACCGAAAAACAAAAUGCUGAAAAGGCCCUUGUAAUAAAAAAAGCAUGGGAGCUUGCAUACUCUCCUCUUAAACAAAUCCCGAUGAAUAUAAUCUUCGCUUACAUGUCCGGUAACUCUUUGCAAAUUUUCAGUAUCAUCACUACAUUUAUGUUGUUUUUAAACCCAUUAAAAGCAAUAUCUUCUUCUGGUGAUGCGUUUGCAUCUUUUCGUUCUGUUCAUCCCAACGCCAUGUGGCUGCCGAUGAUAGUUUACAUCCUUUCACAAUGCUUACUUAUGGCCAUUGGUAUUUACAAGCUACAGAAAAUGGGUCUAUUACCUACCACAAAUAGUGAUUGGCUUGCUUGGGAGGUUCCCAAACAUUUCGUUGGGCGCUCUUUUCAUCCUUCCAAGUAA